UCCGUACGACUUCCUCGUUUUUAUGCCUUAAACGGACGCGAAACUUCUGAAGUUACCAGCUAGCGCUUUCACUCUCGCCUAACUUUGAGCAACUUUGAGUUAUUUUGAUGGUGCGCCAAAGCGGUGGACGUAGUUAGCUACCGACAACGACAGCUUAAAGCAGUUUUUCUGUUGUUUCUCUGCGAGUUUGUCGGUCAUUAAAAAUCAGAUCUCCACUCCGACUCAGGCGAAGCAGAGUCGGGCUGGGUGGGCCGUCCAGCCUCGUAAAAAACUUUACAUUAGCACAACAAUGGCAGACGCUCAUGAAAACGAUAGAACGGACGACGGUGAAUCGUUAGGAGCCACGGGCGGCGAAGAUGUUACGGAUGAUAGGAUUAUAGAGGAAGGCGCAAUAGUACUGAGAGGGUAUGUUAUCGAGCGGUUUAAUGCGGAGAACCCAGCCAUGCAGGUGAGUCCGGUGGCCCUCGGGGGAACAGCCGACGAGGGAUCCGAUCCCCAUGUGAAGGAGGUCGUCGAUCAGCUCCUUAGGAUCGCUGAUGAUCUGAACCGCAACGCUGAGCUUCAACACCUGAUCAACACCGUGGAGGCCAACUGUGCUCAGGAUGUGUUCAUGACGGUGGCCAGGAAUAUCUUCACAGAUGGCAUUAACUGGGGACGUGUGGUGGCUCUCUUUCACCUGGCAUAUCGACUCAUCUACAAGGCACUGACUCAGCAACACUUUGAAGUCAUCAGGACCAUCAUUAGCUGGGUAUUACAGUUUAUCAGGGAGAACAUUUCCUCAUGGAUCAGACAGCAGGGAGGAUGGGAGGGCGUCAUCCGCAGCGUGUCCAGGUGGCGCACCGUGGCCCUCGUUGCCGCGGUGGCCUUCGUCGCGGCCGUCGUGUACUGGAGAAGGACCCGCUGACCCCAGAUGGUUUGAAGUCCUCCAAACGGCGAGACACUGAUUCCCGUAUUUGCAUAUGUGGAAACUAAUAUGACGAGCAAUAAUACAAUCACUGAUCAAUGAUCAACACAUACGUAGACCACAUAUUCCUCAGGUGAUUUUUGCAUGUGUGUAAACUUGUUGGGUUAUUUACAUGGCGUCAUUAGGCUGGCUGAGGAAUGUUGGAGCCAAUGCAAUGGAGACUCUACCACAUCUUUUGAUAUUUUUUUUUCAAUUCUCUGUGUUUAUACUGUAAUGCAUUGAGCUAUUUAUUAACAUUUUACUCUCCACUAUGUAGUGUUUUACAGUCAGGGACUACAGUCUUUCUCCUUAGGUUUUAACCUGUAGCCAAUAAGUGCCAUCAAGUUUUAGCUCUACCUCUAAGUAAUCAAUGAUCUGAGAACAGCCCAUCAUAAGGUUUUACAUAGAUUUGAAGGACACAUUGUAUAGAUUUUAUAAUUAAAAAUAGCCAGAAGCUGUGUGAAACUGAA
Molecule: messenger RNA, 1413 nt
Organism: Electrophorus electricus (electric eel)
Lineage: Eukaryota; Metazoa; Chordata; Actinopteri; Gymnotiformes; Gymnotidae
Product: apoptosis regulator BAX
Biological process (GO): intrinsic apoptotic signaling pathway in response to DNA damage; regulation of apoptotic process; mitochondrial fusion
Cellular component (GO): mitochondrial outer membrane
Molecular function (GO): BH domain binding; channel activity
Source: RefSeq, a predicted model, not a curated record